Tachyglossus aculeatus (Australian echidna) is the source of this 4083-nucleotide messenger RNA. RefSeq names its product sperm associated antigen 5 (gene SPAG5). Lineage: Eukaryota; Metazoa; Chordata; Mammalia; Monotremata; Tachyglossidae. The record is from RefSeq and is a predicted model, not a curated record. The transcript has 27 exons. Gene Ontology annotation, biological process: cell division; regulation of attachment of spindle microtubules to kinetochore. The coding region runs from base 1 to 4038 and encodes 1345 amino acids.
AUGCCCGGCUUCUCCCUCUCCCCGACCCGUCCCUUCCGUGCCGUUUGCCCGGUGGUUUCCAGACCCCCGGUCACGCCUCCACCCCGUCCUGUCCCCUCCGUCUCCCCCAGCCCCCCUGACGUUGGCCUGCCCCCGAUAGGCCCGACGUCGCCCACGAGCCGGAUUAGCCGGGAGGAGAGAGGAGGCGAGCGCCGGGAAUGGGAGCAGUGGGCCGGUGUGCGGCCCUGGGGUGGCCUGCAGGUGGAUGACGUCACCAGAAUCAGGCCAAUCAGAGAGCGGCACCAGGAGGGGCUUGUCCCGACUCUGGCACCGCCCCUUUCUGGGGACCCAGGUGGGCGACGUCACCGGCAUCCGACCAAUCAGGGCGCGAGGCGCGAGUUCAAACGGCGGCGGGUAAAGUGGGUGGCGGGCCCGGCCCGGGCGGCCGACGACGGACGGACCAUGUGGCGGGACGGAAACUGGAGACCCCCGCACACGCCCAACACCAGGAAAUCCUCCAGCCGGAACCCCCUCCAGGAGCUGCUCCUGCAACCGUGUGCCCUCCAGGACCCCAACAAAAAUGCUCUCGCGUGCUCCUCCUUGACCCCAAUGCUGGACAGGCUACGGCUCCGGGAGGCCUGCAGUCCUCUGAGUCCUGUGAAGCCUCCCGUGUCCGUCUGGCCCGAUUUUGCCCCAGAGCUGCCCGGCAGCCUGGAGCGGAGGACAGAGGCCGAUCCAUCCGAUGCGAAGGAGCAGCUGAUCCCCAGAAACAGUUCGACUCCCCGAGUCUCUGCCGAGGUUCUAGACCCCAGUCCUAAGUCCCCGGCCUCGGCCCCCUCUCCUCUCCAGGAUAAAUCCGGAGGGGAGUGGGAGUGUUUGACCCGCUGGGAGCCGGACGUUCCUGACGGGGGCCAGGCAGAAGCUGGGAAAGAAGCCGGGAACAUCUCUCUGGACCCUGAGGCCCGCUCGCCCAGCUCUCGGGACACGAGGGAAUGUGAGCCUACCGAAGACGCGGAGGUCGGCUCUUUGGAUGAUGCUGUGGCCGCUCCUGAGGACGCCGGCCCGCCCCGCCGCCUCACCGCGAUCCCUUCCCUUCCUGGCUCGGAGCAUCAGGAGCGGGACUCCCAGGAGAGCCCCGAAAGGGCCAGGAGCCCGGCUGCCUCUGGGCCCCUUUCUGGCAGCUCCGUCCCGGGUCCUCCGGGUUUGCCGGUGCCUGCUACCGAUGCCCCUGCCGGCCCCGGGACGGGUGAUACGGAGCCGGCCGCUCCAGGCGGAGGAGGCCCGGACCCUCCUGGGGCGGAAGAGACUACGCCUGGCGCCGAGGCAGCCCGGGUGGCCCCCGGCCCCAUGGCGGCGGGUGGCCGCCGGACUCUGGUGACCAGCACGGGGACCCAGGUGUCCCCUUUCUCUUGGCUGGAGAAGGGCGUGAACACCUCGGCCUUGUGGGAAAGCCUGUGUCAGAGCUUCUCCCUCCCCGCCGGGCUGCGGGAGGCCGGGGCCGGCACCACGCCCAUCCCCAAGUGCUCCGUGGGGACUUGGCUCACCCCGCCGGCCUUCCCGGAGAAGAGCGUGAACGCGGGUCGGGCCCGCACCCAGGACAACGCCGCCGAGACGGACUCUCUCCUGUGGUGCGUGCCCCCCGAUCUGAACGCCCUGUCCCGCCGGGAGUUGGAAGAUCGCCUGCUGAGCUCCCUCAUCAUCCUGGAGGCCCUGUCGGGCCAGCUGCGGGCCCGGCAGGCGCAAGGCACAGCCCCUCCCCCCGACCCCCCCAGCCGGCGCGACGGCAGCACGCAGACAGACGUCACCUCCCUCACCGAGAAGGAGCAUCUCUAUCAGACGCUGUAUAUCCGGGCGGCGGAGAAGCUCCAGGACCUGAAGCGGAACCGGGAAUGUGAGCGGGAGCUGGAGCAGGCCAGGAGCGCUAUGCAAUCCUGGACGCUGGAAUCCCAGGAGCUUCUGUCCCUGCUCGGCACGUCCCUGCGGACCUCGAAGGAGGACCUGGCAGCGGUGCACCGGGAGGGCGACCGGGCGGAGUCCGCGGUCUCUCGGUGCCAACUUGUGCUGGAGCAAGCCAAGGCCGCCCUCCAGCAUUUCCGAGAAGAGCGGGAUCAAGCGAGGUGCCGGGAGGAGGAGGCCCUUCGGGGGAAGGAGGCGGCCAAGACGGUGCUGGAGGUCUUCUGUGCUCAUUCCAGUCAACGCAUCAGCCAACUCCAGCAGGAUCUGGCUUCCCAGCGGGAACUCUGUGGCCUUCUGAGAGAGGCCCAGGCCCAGCAGGAAUCCGCUCAUCAGGAGCGAGGCGAGGUGGUCCGGCAGGCCGAGGGUCUCGCUUCCACCAUGCAGGAGGACUGGCUGGCGAUGCAGUUAAACUAUGCGACGUGGGCAGCUCUGUUGAAGCGGAGUCACUCCCUGAUGGAGCGGCUGGCAGCCGACAGCCACCGAGCCCUGCGGGAACACGGCGCCCUGCGGCAGGAGCGGGACGAGGCGGUCGAAGAGAGGGAGCAGGUUUCCAAGCAGCUGGCUGAGGUCUCUGCUCAGUGGGAGGACAGCAAGAGUCAAAUGGAGCGGUUGGCUUUGGAAAAUGGCCGGCUGGAGCAAGAUCUGCACGCCCGGCUCCAGAGCCUGGCCAGGACAGAGGGCCGGCUAGAGGAGCUGCAAGGCCAGCACGCCGGCUGCGCCCCGGACCUGGCCGCCAAGGAUGAAGCCCUGGCCCGGCUGGCCGUGGACCGGGAGGAGCGGGAGGCCCGAUGGCAACGGGAAGAAGCGGCACUGCGGCGGGCUAAUGAGGAGCUGCGCGAACAGCAGGCAGCUCUGGCCAGGGAGGUCCGGGAUCUGCGGGAGAGCCUCGAGUUCAUGGAUCAGGAGAGCCAGGUGACCCACAGCGAGCUGGCCACGGUCGAGUCCCAGCUGAAGGCCACGCUAUCAGUGCACCGCGAGCAGAAGCUGCAGUGUGAGGAGCUAAAGGAUACGGUGGAGCAUCUGCUGGCCGAGCAGGUGACUACCAAAGCGGAGGCUGAGGAGCUGCGGGCACAGUUGGAGAAGAUGCAUCGGGGCGCCCUGGGGCUGGGCCCGCUUACGGCAAGCUUGCACGGCCUCGCGCUGUCGCUCCGAGCGGCCCUGCGGGAAGACGAGAAGGAGGGAGAGCGAGGGAUCCCCGAUUUGAGUACGGCCUGCACUCCCGCUCGGCGGCCACCCCCACCCGAUGACAGCACCUUUCUGGGCAGCGUCCUGCGAGCAGUGGCGGGAGAAAAGCCCGUUCCCGGCCCCGUUCCCGGCCCCGGCCCCUCUCUCGGGAGCCAUAGCAGCGCCUUCACGAGAGUAGAGCCAGCAAUGCCCCCCAAACUGGCAGGUCACGGGUCCCCGGAGAGUCCAGACAUCGAGAGGAGCCUGGCUGAGCUGGAGUCCCUGGUUUCGGAGCUCCAGAGCCUGGGCUCCCUGUUGAGGGAGUCCAAAGAGGAGGCCGUGGCUGUGCUCCAGCGGGAACUGGAUGGCCUCCGGGCCCGGCUAGAGGCUGAGCAGAAGCAGCAGCGGGAGGCCCUGGCUGCCCAGGAGGCGAAGGUGGAGCAGAUGAGCCAGGCCCUGUGUACGCGCUACAAAAACGAGAAGGAGCUCCAGGAAGUGAUCCGGCAGCAGGACAAGAAGAUCCUCCAGCAGAUUGAUAAGAGCGGAGAAGUGACGGUCCUGCAGGAGGAAGUGGCCCAACUGAGGCACCUGCUCCAGCGGGCAGAGACCAAGGCCAAAGUCCUCCAGGAAGAGCUUGCGUGCCAGCAGGGGCCUGGCCACCAGUCUGCCGGCCCGGACUGGAUGCAGGAGAAAGUGUGGCUGCGCCAGGAGGUGGACCAACUGAGGCUGCGGCUCCUGGAGGUGGAGGAUGAGAAGACUUUGCUCCUGGUCAAAUCCAAGAGCCACAGAAACGUCCUUGAGGAGAAUCUGCGGCGGUCGGAGAAAGAGCUGGGGAAACUGGACACCAUCAUCGAGCAGAUUCGGGAGACCCUGCUGAACAUCCCCAAGGUGGUGGGCGGCUGCCGGGAGCUGCAGGGACUGCUUGAGUUAUUAGGCUAAGGGGCAGCCUUUCACCCCUUCUCCCUCCACCCCCCACUUCACUUU